AUGAUGCAUUUUAGAAAAAAGUCAAAUAUGAGUAAUGGUAGUGGUGGUGAAGGAGACGUGAAGAUUACCAAGGAGGAUCAGGAUAGAUUGAAGGUGAGAACCGCCUCUGUUGCCGAUCCUAUUCUAGAAGCUGUGCAUGAAGCGCAGCCUUUUGAACAAGCUGGUGGUUACGCUGACAACCUAAGACAGUCGUACUAUUCCCAAGAAGGUGACGUUCUACUAGAUGUGUUUGGCCAACCUAUUCACAACCCAGAUAUUUCUAAUCCAACAAGAGCAAGAGAUGAAAGACCUUUAGACACAAUAAGGAGUUUUGAAUAUGCUAUAUCGGGAGAUCCAACUUGGGGACAACAGUUGGAGACUCCACAAUAUGGGUUCAGAGUUAGACCUGAUUUCCCAUCAUUUGGUAAUGGUAACCCAUACGAUAACGAAGGUAGACCCAUCCAACAGCAAAGCAACCAAAUGUAUGGUGAACAAGGUGUUUAUCAAGCGCCACAACCAAGUGCUCUAGGAGAAGGCCAAACAAAGAAGAAGAAGAAGUUUGGUCUAUUCGGUAAGAAGAAGAAAUAG
Tetrapisispora phaffii CBS 4417 is the source of this 567-nucleotide messenger RNA. RefSeq names its product DUF2406 domain-containing protein. Bases 1 to 567 code for a protein of 188 amino acids. The transcript has a single exon. NCBI's taxonomy places the organism in Eukaryota, Fungi, Ascomycota, Saccharomycetes, Saccharomycetales, Saccharomycetaceae. The record is from RefSeq and is a predicted model, not a curated record.